UCGGUCACACAGACGUGCUCUCAGUGCUUUCUCUCUCUCUCUCUCUCUCUCUCUCUCUCUCUCUCUUGCUCCACUCUCAAUCCCUCUCUUUAACACACACACACACACACACACACACACACACACACACACACACAUAAUUUGCUCGACUCAUUCACAGCCACGGGUCAGCCGGCCUCACGUUUCACCUUGCUCUGCCCCCUGGUUGAAAGAAGAGGGAGCCUCUGCAAGGUGCAGCCAUCCCACAGUGCCUUCACAGCCGGGUAACGUUCAGUCAAGAGACCUGAGUGCUCCUGGGGAAACUUGAGAAGAGCUACAACCUUGGUUGGAGAUGGAAUUACAAAGUGCUAUAUCACCUCUGCAGUGAAGACGGCACAGGACAACCAGGCACAUUCACAUUCAGACUCCUGACUCACAUCCGCUUCGUGUUUGACCAUGCUCUUUUUUCCGAAUGGUUCCUUCUGAAAAAAGCACAGCGGGACAGGAACUGUACGCGUCGGAGAGCCGAAUGGGGAGCAACAUCAUGCCAGCUGUUUGUGCAAGGUGCAUCUUGGGAGUGUGACCCACCAUGUGCAAAUGGACGGCGACCGUUGCUGCUCACUGUGCCGACCUCACCUCCAUCGGCCCAGCCCCUCUCGGACUACCUCUGCUGCCCGGCGUUCUCCCGGUGCGCCUUGCGUGCCUCACCUUGCUCUUCUUUCUGGCCAGUGCAGCACUUGCAGGAUGCCCGGGUCAUGACCCACUGCACGUGCUGGCACGGGGCACGAACUGCUCAUGGACUCUGGAACGCCACACGCGCAGUUACAACCACCUGGAAGGAGACGUGCGACUCCGCCGCCUGUAUUCUGCCAACAAGUUCUUCCUCUGCAUCGACAAGAGCGGCAAGGUGGACGGCACACGGCGCAAAAACUAUCCAGACAGUCUGAUGGAAAUCCGAUCUGUUAGUGUGGGAGUUGUCGCCAUCAAAUCUGUCAGCACCGGCCUGUACUUAGCCAUGUCCAAAAAAGGCACACUCUUUGGAUCGGUAAGAUAUAGCCCAAGCUGUAAGUUUAAAGAGCGCAUCGAGGAGAACGGCUACAACACGUACGCGUCCCUGCGCUGGAAACACGGAGGCAGACAGAUGUUUGUUUCCCUGAACGGUCGAGGGAAGCCUCGGAGGGGCCAUAAAGCUCGACGUAGACACCCUUCCACUCACUUCCUCCCAAUGCUUCCAACAUAACCCUUAAUUAGCUUUUUUAUUAUUAUUGAUGUCAUACAUAUAUAUAUAUAGCUGUAUAUGUUUGCAGAAGAUUCUUUCAACAUUAUUAUUUUUUUGCAUUGUCACAUAGUAUAUUAACUUAUUCCUCCAUUCCUGUUAGCUUAAAGCCUAAUACAUCAACAAUCACCUUCCAUGUUCUUACUGGAGAAACUAAACAUGUUCACCAUCUCUAACCAGCUGCUGUAGAAACGCUCUAGACCUUCAAAACACCAUUUUUUAUGUGUUUGCUCAGAUGUGUAUUUUUAUAGCAUCAGUUAUAAAAUACUAGUAGAUGUGCCUCGAACAAUGAAACAAUGAGAGUUUCCCAUUCAGCUGACAAAAAUAUUUGAAUUACAUUUUACACCAGUGGUGGGCCGUGUAUUUCACCCCCCAGGCCUUUAGUGGUGUCCUGCCUGAAUCCAUUCAUUGGUUAAUCCCAUCAUUAUGAUGCUGCAUCACACACAGAAUCUCAUACAGCGAGAAUGAACGUCAUCAUGAAAGCAAAAAACCCAAUUAUCACAAUUCAACAUGUCUCCUUUCACUGGAGCCACAACUGCACCUCCACAUACAUCAUCUCCAGCAGAAGCAUCGAUAUUCACCGCAUCACAUCACCCCGGGGUUUCCUGAUUUUUUUUUAAAAUUAAGGUAAAUUGUACAGAAAAGAAAAUGCAAAAGUAUAAACGGUUCAUGAAAACGCCCAACAAUUGUUUUGAGCUGUUUGAUCAUGAUGUCCAGCCUUUCUGGAAAAGUCCGUCUUGUAAACGUAUUUGUAAGUGUAAUCAAUUUCUUCUCCUCUGUCAGUUGUUGUGGAAUGGAAAAAAAAAAAAACAGCUAUUAAAUCCACAUGAAUAUAUUUGAGCUCUGAAGAGUGACGUGAAUGAACGUGAAAAUGCAGACACGUUUGGACACCUUCUAGAGGGCCUCAGUGUCGCAGACUCGGGAUCUGAAUGGUUAAAACAACAGCUUCAAGUCACUUACUUUACACUACAGGCGCCUUCACUGCUGAUUCUAAAGCCUCAAGGCGGACCCCAGUACCAUGUGAUGUGACAGCUGAAAUCUGAUUGGAUUAAGACUAUAAUUUAUACUUACACUCCGGGAAGUAGUGCAAGUGCAAGAAACGCUAUAAAAUGAAGAGAAUAGAAUAUUGGGAAUACCAGACAUUAAAUUUAAAAAAUACAGUAAUCCCCCGUUUUCCGGCGGUUGGAAUCUCUCGCGGAAUUGAGUUUGCUACAUAAGUAAAUAGUUUAGCUGAUUUUCUGGAUAGACUAAAACACUCACAGGGAGUUUUUUUUUUUUUUCAUAAAAAUAUAAUUAUUAAUAAUAAAAUGAAGUGAAAUUUUGAUACAGUACAGUACUGUAGACAUAAAAUUGCAUUUUUGGGGUGGCGUCUGUUUAUCGUCUGCGGUUUUGUAACGUAACCACUGCGAUAAACGGGGAUUACUGUAUAGUGAACUGUAGGUUAGUGAUUGUGAUGGAGUUAAAGCAGAAGAAAAAACUCCUGACGGCUCACCACUGGUUUUUACACGUCACAUUAAAAAUAUUUUUAAACAUUAAACAAUUUUUUUUUUACAUUAAUUAUAUUCACAUUUUUUCUACGAUUGGGAAAGAGGUAGGAUUUGCUUUUAAAACUUUUUGAUUCAAAAUGACAGGUUAAAAAAUCUAAUCCAAGAAAUGCACAUUUAACAUUAAAGAGUAAUUUUUUUUUUUUUUUACAGAAAUAGCUAAAUUCUUGCAUACAUCAUUCAGUGUUUA
Silurus meridionalis is the source of this 2989-nucleotide messenger RNA. RefSeq names its product fibroblast growth factor 22 (gene fgf22). Gene Ontology annotation, cellular component: cytoplasm. NCBI's taxonomy places the organism in Eukaryota, Metazoa, Chordata, Actinopteri, Siluriformes, Siluridae. The coding region runs from base 569 to 1219 and encodes 216 amino acids. Gene Ontology annotation, biological process: positive regulation of protein phosphorylation; positive regulation of gene expression; fibroblast growth factor receptor signaling pathway. The record is from RefSeq and is a predicted model, not a curated record. Gene Ontology annotation, molecular function: growth factor activity; fibroblast growth factor receptor binding. The transcript is spliced from 3 exons.